AUGAAUGAAGAGUACUGUGCAUCGUUAUCACCGUCUUCUGAGUUAUGCAUGCAUAAUUCGGAUCCAUCAAUACCUUAUAAAUAUUCAUCAAUUAACUCAGCACAUUUAACUUCUUAUGAUCCAAUGACAUUUUUGCAUGAAAUUAAUUUAGCCUCAGUAAACUCAAGUCAAUUGGAUAGAAUUAGUCAUAGUGAACGCGGACAAAAUAUCAACAGUUCUAAUAAUAAUAAUAAUAAUACUAAUAGUAACAAUAAUAAUAGCAAUAGUAAUAAUAAUAACAAUAGUCGUAUGUCGGCAUUUAUGGCAGCCGCUGCUGUUGCUGCGGCUGUUUCACAUAAUAAUAAUAAUAACAAUAAUAAUAAUGAUAAUUCAAACACUAAUUUAACAAAUAGCACAAAUAUUAAACGUGCUAAUGCUAAUAUAGAUGGACAGUUUAAUCGACAGACGAAUACUUACAAUUUGUUAGGACAAUCGAAUAAUUUCUUAAUGGCUGCUGCAGCGGCUUCAGUAGCUAAUGACUUAAAUCUGUCCUCAGGUAAUCAAAUUCGUCGACAAAGACGUGAAAGAACCACUUUUACACGACAUCAAUUAUUAAUGUUAGAAGAAUUAUACGCAAAAACACGAUAUCCUGAUGUCUACGUACGUGAAGAAUUAGCCUUAAAACUACGCCUACCCGAGUCAAGAGUACAAGUUUGGUUUAAAAAUCGUCGAGCUAAAGGACGUAAUCAACAAAGACAAAAUCUUUUGAAUGAGAAUAAUUCAUCAGCUAGAAGUACAUUAAAUAUGUGUCAAUAUGAUAAUGUGAAAUAA
Messenger RNA from Trichobilharzia regenti, 810 nucleotides. NCBI's taxonomy places the organism in Eukaryota, Metazoa, Platyhelminthes, Trematoda, Strigeidida, Schistosomatidae. The record is from the annotation of a GenBank genome assembly.